AUGCCACCAAAAGAUGGAUAUGAUAAUACAAAGGAUGAUUACGAUACCGGCGUCACGGCUUGGCUCCAAGUUCUCGGUUCUUUCUUCCUCUAUUUCAAUUCAUGGGGAAUUAUUAACGCUUUUGGAGUGUUCGAAACGUACUAUGAACAACAAAUUCUAUCGCACAUGUCACCAUCGGCGAUUGCCUGGAUCGGGUCCAUUCAAUCAGCCCUGCUCAUGGUAGUCGGCGUAAUCAGUGGUCCGCUCUUUGAUGCAGGAUAUUUCUACGCCCUGUUACCAACUGGCACCUUUCUGGUUGUUCUAGGAACGAUGAUGACGAGCCUCUCGACGAAAUAUUAUCAAAUCAUGCUGGCGCAGGGCAUCUGUGUUGGAAUAGGAGCUGGCUUCUUGUUCGUUCCGUCAGUUGCGAUCUUGCCGCAAUACUUCAAGAAUAAACGAGCUCUAGCAAAUGGCAUCGCCGCAUCUGGAAGCAGUAUUGGAGGCGUCCUUUUCCCCAUCAUUUUUCAUCAACUUGAAGUCCAGAUAGGAUUCCCCUGGGCAACCCGCAUUAUUGGCUUUCUCUCUCUUGCAACUUGCGCUAUUUCCAUUGGUGUAAUGCGAUUGCGUUUCCGAACCCAAGAGAAAAGGGCACUGCUGCAACUUUCUGCGUUCAAAGAAGCCCAAUACUCGCUCUUUUGUCUAGCGUGUUUCUUAGGUUUCCUAGGCUUCUAUAACUUCCUUGUUUAUGUACAGCCUUACGCAAUCGAGACUGGGAUUGUGGAUGUCAACCUUGGCUUCUAUCUCAUUGCCAUCUUAAACGCUGCGUCAACAUUUGGCCGGGUUGGCCCGAAUUUUGUCGCGGAUCACGCAGGGUCACUCAACGUGCUCUUUCCAGCAUUGGCCAUUACAGCUACCCUGGCCUAUUGUUGGGCUGCUGUACACACCACAUCGGGAAUUAUUGCGCUUUCUGCGCUAUAUGGAUUCUUCUCAGGAGGGUUCGUAUCCUUGAUACCGGUAGUCUUGAUAACGAUCACUCAGGACCUCCGCAAACUUGGGACUCGAUUGGGCAUGUGCUUUGCGCUUGAGUCUAUUGGGUUGCUAAUAGGAACUCCAAUCGGCGGGGCCAUUAUUAAUAGUACUGGAUCGUAUCUUGGUGUUCAGAUGUUUUGCGGCUCAUGCCUUGCUGCCUGUGCUGUUCUGCUACUCAGCGUUCGAUUGUUGCGGAGUGGACCGAACCUCAUGUAUAAGACAUGA
Trichoderma harzianum CBS 226.95 is the source of this 1233-nucleotide messenger RNA. RefSeq lists its product as hypothetical. Gene Ontology annotation, molecular function: transmembrane transporter activity. The record is from RefSeq and is a predicted model, not a curated record. The coding region runs from base 1 to 1233 and encodes 410 amino acids. Gene Ontology annotation, cellular component: fungal-type vacuole membrane. The transcript has 2 exons. NCBI's taxonomy places the organism in Eukaryota, Fungi, Ascomycota, Sordariomycetes, Hypocreales, Hypocreaceae. Gene Ontology annotation, biological process: transmembrane transport.